Molecule: messenger RNA, 3288 nt
Organism: Acipenser ruthenus (sterlet)
Lineage: Eukaryota; Metazoa; Chordata; Actinopteri; Acipenseriformes; Acipenseridae
Product: probable G-protein coupled receptor 75
Exons: 2
Coding region: 1260-2858 (532 amino acids)
Biological process (GO): G protein-coupled receptor signaling pathway
Cellular component (GO): membrane
Molecular function (GO): C-C chemokine receptor activity
Source: RefSeq, a predicted model, not a curated record
UCUUAGGCUUACACACAACCAGAGGUAGGAAGAGGAAGCAACAUCACACUGGCAAAAAAAGAAAGUGGAAUACUAAUUAAGCAACAGUUAAGGAAGCUGAUGCAAUACUGAAUGUCUGAUAGGGGAAAAAAAGGUUUUCUAUUAGGCUUUAAGUGUUAUCUGUGCCUGAUAUCAAAAUGUCAGUCUGUUGUCUACCUUUAUACUCUGUCUGUGGCAUCAAAACAAGAAGGCGUUUAGUAUUUUACAGUAUACUAUAAUGGACCUCCAGGUAAGAGGAAUAAAACAUCCAUCCCCGUGGAACAGGUGUUACCUGGGGGAUUCUCUGAUUUCAUUAGAAAAACACUCGAGAGGGGUUACUGCUCACCUCAGAUAGAAACUUGCCGUUUUGGAUUGUAAAUUAGGCUAUCUCGUUUCAAUCUGCGCAGCAGCUGCACCAAGCAUCGCCUGAAUGUUACACAGUAGCUUACUAUGAAGAUGCAGGUGCAUUUCGUAGUGUGUGUGUGUAUAUAUAGGUACAUAGAUAUCUGACAUCUUGCUCACAAUUCUGGUCGUUUUACUGCAAGUAAGCUCACCACAGCUCAAGAAACCUGUGUGUGGCGAUAGGCGGACGCAAUCAGUUAUACUUUUGACUGGGUUGCUUGGUGCAAUAGCCGAUGUACUGCAUUAUGUUUUUCAACACAGGCUAACUGGACGGAGUACGAUACUCAGGAUAGGUUUGAGACAAUAGUGCAUUUGUCCAGAAUGACCCACAGAAGUGUUUUCUUACUUUGUGAUAAAUCAAAAUCUUGAAACUGAAACAAAUGGGUGGAGUGACGAAAAUAUGACCCCUUUUGUCAACCCCCUCCCGCUUUCUCCCCUUCGCUCCUGUUGCUGCUACUUGGCGGCUCUCCUCCUGCUUCUUCAGCUCCUGCACGGAGGUAUACAAAUGAGGUACGUGUACGUCGACUAUGCCUUCAGCAGCACAGAGGCAUACAAAUGAGAUACGCGUACGUCGACGAUGACUUCAGCAGCCCCCUUUCCCUGCAUUUACCACUUAAGAAAAAUAUCAUUCAAUGCAGCAGGGAACACAACAAACGUUUCGCCUUCAAAUCCAAGAAAAUAACAUCGCACUAUGGACAUACUCAUCCGAUCAAGAUGCUACUUCUUGUACGGUGCAAAAUACUAAUGAGAUCUUGAAAAUUUAAAGAGCUACGCUUAUCAGGUGCUUAAGAGACACAUGGGAAUUCUAGGUAUUUUGUGACAUACUGAACUGGAUAAAGAUGAACCUUACCAGUAAAACACCAUACCUGGUAGAUGAAAGCCCAGCGUCUGCCAAUGCCACACUAGACGAGCAAUUCUCAAAUGGGACUUUUAUUCACACUGCUACCCUGGUUAUCUGUACUUUUCUACUGGUCAUUAUAUUCUUCCUGGGGUCCUAUGGGAACUCAAUAGUCUUCUUAUCGUUCUUUGACCCAGCCUUUCGAAAAUUCAGGACCAACUUUGAUUUCAUGAUCCUGAACCUGUCCUUCUGCGAUCUGUUCAUCUGUUGCGUCACGGCACCUAUGUUUGCCUUUGUCUUGUUCUUCGACACCGGCAGCAGUGUCUCCAAGGAGUUUUGCUUCACUUUCCACUUGACCAGUUCUGGGUUUAUUAUAAUGUCUCUCAAGACCGUAGCCGUCAUCGCUCUCCAUCGCCUUCGCAUGGUGCUCGGCCAGCAGCCCAACAGAACGGCCUCCUUCCCUUGCACGUUGAUGCUCACCAUCCUUCUGUGGACCACAAGUUUUACCCUGGCCACUUUGGUUACACUGAGGACUUACCCCUGGCAGUCCAAGGUUUGCUUGCCACACUUUGGGCUGAUAAGUGGGGACGGAAAAAUUAUACUCUACCUGUAUCUUAUUGACUUCACCUUUUGUGUGGGGAUUGUCUCUGUGUCUUAUGUUAUGAUAGCCCAGGCAUUAAGAAAGAACGCUCAAGUAAGGAAAUGCCCCAUAAUAACUGUAGAUGCCUCCAGACCUCAGCCCCUAAUUGGCACUGGCUUUGAAGGUGUGCAGUGCACCGUGCCUGCAUUGUACAGGAACCAGAACUACAACAAACUGCAGCAUGUGCAGACACACCCCUAUACCAAAAAAAUGAGCCAGGGCCCAAUGCCAGGGGGCAAGGUCCAGUUGGUGUCCUCAGUCAACCUGGCCACAGUGAAGGACUCCAAAGCUGUGGUCACGUGCGUUGUCAUAGUCCUCUCGGUCUUGCUCUGCUGCCUCCCAAUGGGAAUCUCCCUAAUCCAGGAUGUUCUGUCACCAAAUAGCAGCUUCAUCUUGUACCAGUUUGAGCUCUGUGGAUUUACCCUGAUUUUUCUCAAAUCGGGCAUAAACCCCUUUAUAUAUUCUCGUAACAGUGCCGGCCUCAGGCGGAGGGUACUUUGGUGCAUUGAGUACGUUGCUCUAGGCUUCCUCUGCUGCAAACAGAAGACCAGGCUCAGAGCUAUGGGCAAAGGAAGUCUGGAGGUCAAUAGGAACAAGUCCUCCCACCACGAAACAAACUCUGCCUACAUGCUGUCUCCCAAACCCCAGAGGAAGUUAGUUGACCAAGCCUGUGGCCCUAGCCACUCUAAAGAUAGUGUAUUGAGCCCCAAGGCUACCGGUGGCUACCAGCCUCAUGCCCAGAGCAGCUCGACACCUAUCAACACUCGCAUUGAGCCUUACUACAGCAUUUACAACAGCAGUCCAUCACAAGAGGCUAGUUCCCCGGACAGCCUGCAGCCUGUUAACUCCACCUUCGGAUUUACCAAGUCAUACGUUGCCAUGCACUACCAUACAAGGAAAGACUUGAUACAGGACUAUGAGACUACUUCAGCAAGGCAAAUACCAGUGCCAUCAGUGUAACAGUCUCACAGCAGAUUAGCAGACAGGGUCAGAACAUUCACUUCCUUUAUCCAUAAAUGCUUUUGUAUGCUAUUUUAGUUAUCUGAAUGAAUGUAUUUCCAUGUCAUCGUUAUGGUAGGGGGGUGUGCUGCCUAUUAUCGAAAUGCAAAAAAAAAAAAAAAAAAAAAAAGAUCCCAAAGUAUUAUUCUUAUUAUUCUUAUUCUUCAGUCUGUUGUGUUACUACUGCCAGAUUCUAUUUUUACGUGUCACAUUUUUCAUUAUAAAUUCAUUGUCUAAUCAAAUAACAUCUUUUUCUUCAUGCGGAUUAUAUAUGUGGAAUUCUCAUACAUUUUCUAUUUACUAAUUUAAUGUAUUACAAGUGCAUUUCCUGUUGAAAGUGUUUCUGAAGUUUUUAAUCUGUUACAUUUUAAUAAAGAUUGCCUCCAUGAGA